CAGUUGAGAGGAGGGAUGUAGGGAUGUGACGUGAGUGACGGGAGUAUGGAAACUGAUCAUUGCAGGCAGAGCAGUGUUGGAUAAUACUGCUCUCUCUCCCUCUCUCUCUCUGACGCGCGCUUCCUCUACUCUAUGUCUCUGGCGAUGUUACUCUGACCAGACACAGCCAUAGAAAAAACCCCCACACUCCACAUUGACAUGCAGCUGAGAGGGCUGCUGCUGCUGCUGCUAUUGCUUCUCUCUUUCUUACAUAGACAAACUCUCUCGCACUCCAUUCCAUUUUAAACACCAACCUUUCACAGCAAUUGUCGGAAGAUCCAGGGCAGGAUAUGGCAGGAAUGUGAGUGGUGAGCUUCAUCUGAAAACAUCUGCCUGCAGGACUCCUCCCUUAUCUAUCUUGGUGGUGUACUCCAGCUCUACAGCAGUUUGAGGCGCCCGCUGUGUGUUGCUGCCCAGGGAAUGGUCAGUGGACUCUGAGACAGGGCCUUUACAAAAUGAGCAGCCGGGACAAAUGGGUCACACUGACCCCAGCUGAAUUUGCCUUGCUACAGGAAUACACGCAGUACUCAACCAAGAAGCUAAAGGAUGUUCUGCAGGAAUUCCAUGGAGAUGGUGUGUUGGCUAAGUACAAUCCAGAAGAGAAGCAAGAAAUCCUUUGCCAGGAGAUUGACUUUGAGGGCUUCAAGGUCUUUAUGCAAACAUUCCUGGAGAGUGAACUCCCUGAGGAGUUCUGUCAACACCUCUUCUUGUCGUUUAGCAACAAGGGCCCCAAACCCAGUCCCUCAUCCUCUGACAAACCUAGAGUAUCUGGACUGAAGCUAAUCAAAGUCACCUCAACCCCUCUGAAGGCACCUGUCCUGUCCAGGCCUCUGGAUACAGUGCAGCUUAAGGACAUAGUGUGUUACCUCUCGUUGCUAGAGGGCGGGCGACCUGAGGACAAGCUUGAGUUCAUGUUUCGCCUCUAUGAUACAGAUGGAAAUGGGUCUUUGGACAGCUCGGAGCUGGAGCACAUUAUCUCCCAGAUGAUGCAUGUGGCAGAGUACCUGGAGUGGGACGUGACGGAGCUGAAGCCAAUUCUGAAGGAAAUGAUGCAGGAGAUUGACUACGAUCACGAUGGCACUGUGUCACUGGAGGAGUGGAUUCAAGGAGGCUUGACCACCAUCCCACUGCUGGUCCUGCUAGGCCUUGAGACAAAUGUGAAAGAUGAUGGGCAACAUGUGUGGAGGCUGAAGCACUUCAACAAGCCAGCCUACUGUAACCUGUGUCUCAACAUGCUAAUUGGACUGGGGAAGCAGGGACUCUGCUGCUCAUUCUGCAAGUACACAGUACAUGAGCGCUGUGUGGCUCGUGCUCCGCUGUCUUGCAUCAAAACCUACGUCAAGUCCAAGAAAAACACAGAGGUAAUGCAUCAUUUCUGGGUGGAAGGGAACUGCCCCACCAAGUGUGACAAGUGUCACAAAACCAUUAAGUGUUACCAAGGCCUGACUGGUCUCCACUGUGUGUGGUGUCAGAUCACGCUCCAUAACAAGUGUGCCUCCCACAUGAAACCUGAGUGUGAUUGUGGACCCCUGAAGGAUCACAUCCUGCCCCCCAACUCAAUCUGCCCGAUCGUCCUGGAAAGGCAGUCAACACUGAGAAAAGACUCUCGGUCGAGUCAGUCGAGCCGAGGGAAGAUGCAGAGAGCCAACUCAGUGACAGUCGACGGCCAAGGAUUGCAGAUCAAAACAAUAGAGGGCACUCAUCCUCUGCUAGUGUUUGUCAAUCCGAAGAGUGGGGGGAAGCAGGGAGAGAGGAUUUACAGAAAAUUCCAGUAUCUCCUCAACCCAAGACAAGUGUACAACCUGGCCAAGAAUGGACCCAUGUCAGGAUUGAACUUCUUCAGAGAUGUUCCAGAUUUCAGAGUGUUGACCUGUGGAGGGGACGGCACCGUGGGCUGGAUCCUGGACUUCAUUGAUAAGGCCAACAUGGACAGGAACCCCCCCGUGUGUAUACUUCCUCUUGGCACAGGCAACGACCUGGCAAGAUGUCUACGAUGGGGCGGAGGCUACGAGGGCGAGAGCCUCCUCAAGAUCCUGAGGGACAUUGAGAACAGUGCAGAGGUAAUGCUGGAUCGCUGGAAGAUUGAUGUCACACCCACAGACAAGGAGGAGCAAGGGGACCCGGUGCCUUACAGCAUUAUAAACAACUACUUCUCCAUCGGAGUGGACGCCUCGAUUGCACAUCGUUUCCAUAUUAUGAGAGAAAAGCACCCCGAGAAGUUUAACAGCAGAACAAAGAAUAAACUAUGGUACUUUGAGUUUGGCACUUCGGAGACUUUUUCAGCCACAUGUAAGAAGCUUCACGACUUCCUGGAGGUUGAGUGUGAUGGUGUUAAUCUGGACCUCAGCAGCAUCUCCUUGGAAGGCAUCGCCAUUCUCAACAUUCCCAGCAUGCACGGCGGCUCCAACCUUUGGGGCGAGAGCAAAAAGAGGAGGGGGAACCGGAGGGGGGGAAAGAAAACCCAAGACAAACGGACGCCUGUGAUUGACCCCAAAGAACUCAUGUUCGCAGUUCAAGACCUAUCUGACCAGCUCCUGGAGGUAGUGGGGCUGGAAGGAGCCAUGGAGAUGGGUCAGAUAUACACUGGUCUGAAGAGUGCUGGAAGACGCCUGGCACAGUGCUCCUCUGUGACCAUCAGAACCAGUAAAUCCCUUCCCAUGCAGAUUGAUGGUGAGCCUUGGAUGCAGACUCCGUGCAAUAUUGAGAUUGUCCACAAGAACCAAGCUCCCAUGUUGAUGGGACCGCUACAAGGUCGAAGCUUCUUCUCAUCAGUCAUCAGACGAACUUGCACUGAGAACAAAAAGUGAUCAGGUCGGGAACUUUGAGUCGUCUCACAAUCCGUCAAGGGCAGCAGUCAGAAGUUGCUCAUCACUCUGCGUGCUAGUGGAGGGGAUCUUUGAUGUCUGUCUGAUAGCCCAGUAGCCUACAGUAGCAAACUGUAGGUUCAGUAUGUGUCGCCUGCAGCAUGGGUUUGUCAGUGAGAAGUUCCCGCCCAGAAUGAGGCGGAUGUAGGACUGAUGCUUUGAUUCGCAGUGUGCAGUGUAGUAUAGCACCAAAACUAGUGUAGCUAUUUCUGGAAAUGCACUACUGUUGUUCUUCUUUUUCUUUAUAAAAUGUUGCUGUUGUGCUCUGUGCCACAUGGAACAAACUCACAGAUGAAUGUGUUUUUAAUUUAUUUAAUUAUAUUUUUGCUGCUAUCAGUGUUUUCUAUGUUUUUUGUAUCUUUUUUUCUUUUCUUUUUUUUUGUAUUUUUGUAGCCUACCCCUGAUGCAUGAUGGACAGACAAAGAGGCGACUGCUGCUGUUGGAGAUGACAUAUCUGGAAUUUGCAGUAACGUUUUUUUUGUUUGUUCGAUAUUUUUGGCUCAGCAUUUCUUCUGCACUUCACUCAUGUAUGGCUUCAAGUAGCGCAAAGACAGAGAACAGUGUUUGCUUUCUUUAAUGGUUCCUGUAAGUCAUCCUUGUCAUGUUUUUAUCAGUCUUGUUGCUGCUCUGUGAGUGGAAAGAUUAGGAAUGAUUAUUAAUCGUUUCUAAAAAGAUAUAAAUAAAAAUGCAUGACACUCUAAGUCACUCUAGAGAUUACCUGAUAGUUACCUGAUAGUUUUACCAAUGUGCACACUUUGUGUUGCAUGAGUGACUGAGAUCUGUUAGGAAAUGUUUGGAAACUGGUUGUUUGUGUUUUUUCAAUGCUGCUCAGUUUCUACUGUGCCAUAUCAUACCUAGCUAUGAGUUAACUGCAUUUCUGUGGGAUCCUGUGUUUUCUGAACAGGCACUCAGGUACUUUUAAAAUAACAAACCAUAAAAGGGGUUGGUAUGACUGAUUGAUACAGUUUGACCUCAUGCCAUGUCAUUAAUUUGUUAUGAUAUCUACUUUUCAGUGUCUACAGUCUGUUGCACAAAGCAGGGUAAAUGUUCUGGUUAAAGUCUUGAUACAAAAUGACUAUUGACGUCACCACUGAAAAUCAAUCCCAUCCACGGACUACAGAUACAGGUAUUAGUAGUGACUGAGUGCAUUUGUGCAUUUCUGUGUUUAUCUCAUUCAGUCUCACUAGAGACAAAAAGACUCACUGAUACAUUUUGGGGGAAUUAAUUGCAGACCUAUUAGCCAGGCACUCCAUAGUUUUUAACUUGACAUGCAUGUUUUUUGGGAAGAUUUUUGGUCUCCACUGUUUUGGUCUUUCAAUGUGUGGAGAUGCACGGUCCAGUGCAUCUUCAGUCCCUUUACAUUGUACGGUGCAGCAUUGUGUACAGUGUGGUUGUAUUUUUACACAGUCUUACUUAUUUUUCAGCUUAUUGCUAUUAUUACGCUAGAACCUACACCAUAUUGUUCUUGUCUAAAACAAAUUAUGCUAAUGGUAACAAUAAAAAAAAAGAAAAAAGAA
Mugil cephalus (flathead mullet) is the source of this 4420-nucleotide messenger RNA. It is a transcript of the gene dgkb, whose product is annotated as diacylglycerol kinase, beta. Bases 495 to 2846 code for a protein of 783 amino acids. Gene Ontology annotation, cellular component: plasma membrane. The record is from RefSeq and is a predicted model, not a curated record. The transcript has 25 exons. Gene Ontology annotation, molecular function: ATP-dependent diacylglycerol kinase activity; calcium ion binding. Lineage: Eukaryota; Metazoa; Chordata; Actinopteri; Mugiliformes; Mugilidae. Gene Ontology annotation, biological process: diacylglycerol metabolic process; lipid phosphorylation; intracellular signal transduction.